This is a messenger RNA of Rotaria sp. Silwood1, 330 nucleotides long. Lineage: Eukaryota; Metazoa; Rotifera; Eurotatoria; Philodinida; Philodinidae. The record is from the annotation of a GenBank genome assembly.
AUGGUGAAUGAUCUUCUGAUUUAUAAUGAUAAAUUAAUAAAAAAUACUGAAGAUCGCUAUACAUCAAUACCAGGAUUUACCAAGAUUCAUGAUUUUGAUCAUAUUGGUGUAGGACAAUAUGCUUUUUUCACGUCAAUAGCGACAGCAAUAACAAAAUCGGAAUUAAUUUAUUUACAACCGGGCAUACAUGUUAUUGAUGUUGCAGCUCGAGCUAUCGGCAAUAUGCCAGUUAACAUUUAUUUUGGUGUACUAACUAUUGAAUUAAUUCAAUAUGAUAACGGGGUAAAUAUUGGUGAACUAAUACCCAUCAAUACUACAUUAAUUGGUUGA